AUGGUAAUGGAGAUCUGCGAUUCCGACUUGAAGAAGCUGUGCCGCACGGACGUGACUCUGACCCCGCUCCACAUCAAUACGCUGUUGUACAACCUACUCGUGGGGCUGAAAUACCUGCAUUCCGCCGGCAUCUACCACCGAGAUUUGAAGCCGGCCAACUGCCUCGUCAACCAGGACUGCUCCGUGAAGAUCUGCGACUUUGGCCUCAGCCGCGCCAUCGAAGCAGCAGAGCAGCCACAUUUGCAUGCGCUUCCAAACACGCCACGGGGUGAAGGAGACCAUGACGCCGUGCCAGGGGUCCCGCACACACAGCGCCUCAAGAGGAACCUGACUGGACACGUGGUGACCAGGUGGUACCGAGCCCCGGAACUCAUCCUGCUGCAGGAGAAUUACACCGAGGCGAUCGACAUUUGGUCGGUGGGCUGCAUUUACGCGGAGCUUCUCGGAAUGCUCGAGGGCACAAGGACCCAGGAUCGAGGGCCUCUGUUCCCGGGCUCGUCGUGCUUCCCAUUGUCGCCCGAUCACAAACACAAGACGGACUACAAGUAUCACACGCCCGGCGCCCAGCUUGCCGUGCUUCUUCAUCUGGAUUGGAGCUAG
Molecule: messenger RNA, 600 nt
Organism: Symbiodinium necroappetens
Lineage: Eukaryota; Dinophyceae; Suessiales; Symbiodiniaceae
Source: the annotation of a GenBank genome assembly